Mytilinidion resinicola is the source of this 2598-nucleotide messenger RNA. RefSeq lists its product as uncharacterized. The record is from RefSeq and is a predicted model, not a curated record. The transcript is spliced from 2 exons. NCBI's taxonomy places the organism in Eukaryota, Fungi, Ascomycota, Dothideomycetes, Mytilinidiales, Mytilinidiaceae. Gene Ontology annotation, biological process: tRNA 5'-leader removal. Gene Ontology annotation, cellular component: ribonuclease MRP complex; nucleolar ribonuclease P complex. Bases 1 to 2598 code for a protein of 865 amino acids.
AUGUGGGCUCCACCCUCCGUCGUCUCAAUCCCAACUUCCAAAGCAUUCCCCAACGAUGAAGUCAAUGUCGCGCGCUUCGUCAAGGCGCGUGAAGUCGAAGUCCGAGCGCUGGAGGAGGGCAUACGCUCGGCGAAGAAGAGCCAGAUGCGCCGCGCGUUCCAGGAUGUGCCGAGGGACAUGCGACGGAGGACGGCGAGUCAUAAUCCGAGGAGGGUGCCGCAGCGGUUGAGGAAUAGGAUCAGGAAGGAGAUGAAAGACGAUAAUACACCGGUGGCGAGCGGAAAGAGUGGGAGUGGGGUGGGGAAGGGAACGACAGCGUGGUUGAGGAAGGACGGGAUUAAGCAAGCUAAGGCUAAAGCGAAAGCCAGAAAGAAGAAAAAGAAGGACGAUGAUGGCGUUGUGGUCACAAAGUUGGAUGAAAAGAAUGAGGACAUGGAUGUAGACGUGGAAGAGGGAAAGGAAAAAAAAGAUUUGCGACUCAAGGAAACACUCCUGAAAUCUCUACAAACGCGUAAACCGAAGGCCAAGCGUUCUACGACCUUGGCUACUCCUCCCAAGCCUCCGGCACAGUUCCGCAAACGUCAAAUACAUAAGUCAUGGCUCCCGACUCACUUGUUUCACACCAAACGUGCACAUAUGACCCCUCCCGUGGAACCACUAUGGCGAUUUGCGGUCCCAUUGACACCAACACAGAAGAGCUAUCGGCCCACGCACCGUGCGUCCACGCUGAGGGGUGCUGUAGCAUGGGAUAUGAGCUAUAUGGCAACAAUCGCGCUCGAAGGGGUUGAAAAAAGCAUAUCGGGAUUAUUGAAGGCAAUAGGAGUUGGCGCGGACCACGACGGAGAGCUAUGGAAGGACGGAGGCUUCGGCAAAAAGUGGCGUACUGGCACCAGGAUCUGGGAAGGCUGGGUCUUCGAGAGGGAAGGAUGGCCUUUGAAACCAAUUGCACCCGUGGUAGUCGUCUGGAGCUCGGAGGGAAAGUCCGAUAUAGAUGCAACAGAUCCAACUUCGAAGGUCUCGAAAACCCCAUCAAAAAGAAAAGUCUUCAUUCGGAUACAUCCAGCUGGGUUUCUUCAGCUGUGGCAAGAGGUCACGAGACUUGCCAAGGUUCAGAAACCUUCCGUGUCAGUGGAAGACCUACGUUUUGAGAUCGGUAGCAUUGAAAUAUCUGGUCCUGGCGCCACGGAGACGCUUCAAACCGCACUGUGGCCAACACAAGCGCCGAAUAGUGAGCAAUAUCCUCCAGAUAGCCCCCAAGCUGUUUGGAAAAUCCUCUCAUCGUGCAUCAACCCCGGGAGUCUGCCAAAUAAUACGCUUCUCGCCUUCAACAUCUCCGAUCCCCGUUUACAUCAUCCUCCUCGACCACGCGAAGCUACUGAACCAGCCGCGUCAUUGGCGCUUUUGAAUCAAGUGAUUAGCGCCUGGCCCCUCGAUAAGACUCUAUCUCCCCCUGCUCUAUUUGAUCGCAACGCAAGAUUAGCAGCACAACGCUGCUUACCUUCUCAGCAAUCUAUCAACCGUCGUAAAGGCGCCGCAAAACCAGGACAAUACCCCGAACCGCGGCCUACAGAUCCUCAGAUCCCGGUAUUGCUUUACCCUUCGCGAAUCAGUGGUUCUUGGACAGUCAUCUUGCCUUGGAAAUGUGUCAUGCCGGUCUGGGCCGCGAUAAUGUAUCACCCUCUCUCUACGGGUAGCACUCCAAGGUUUGGAGGUCUGAAGGAGAUUAGGCAAAUCGCUUUUGAGGGUUCUCGAACGUGGUAUCCAGGUGACUAUCUAGGCACUGCGGCUGGUUGGGACUGGGAAUUGCAAGAGAGGGCCGUCAGGGAGAAGGAAUGGUCGAAGAGGCCGAAAGGGAACAGGGUUGCAUGGGAGAGUAUAGAUCUAGGCAAUAAUAGAAAAGGCGAGAUAGGGAGAGGCUGGGCUUGCGAUUGGGAAAGGCUUUUGCUGGGACCGCCAACCCCGCCUGAAUCCAGAGCUUCAAAGUCCACGAAGCUAAGCCUUCCUCCUUUCCAACACCUAUCUUCGCCUAUAAUCUCCGACUUACUUUCGAGUAAUCCGCCCUGCGCUCUCCGAGAUAUCACAACGUCCCCUACGCUUUUCACAGCCGGCAUCAAGCUCCUCACUCGAGGCGUUCCAGUCCCUUGUGCGCGCAUAUACCGCCUUCCUACCAACAACGCCGAACUACGUGCCAAGUGGCUAUCGCUGGUACCUACAUCAAGCGUGCUCUACAAAUCCAAGAGCAAGGCCAACAGGCCACCUCAAGCAUUAUCCAAAGACGUGCCGCUUCACCUUCGGCGACGAGCUCUUGCCGCAGGCCUUCUGGCGCCGGUGGUUGUCGAGAAAGAGAUCCCGCAACCAGGCGACAAGGAGUAUCCAACUGUGCCUGAUGAACCCGAUCUCAUCGGAUUCAUUACGACUGGAAACUUCAAUCUUGGGGAAGGCAGAGGGACCGCGGUGGCUAACCUUCUUGCUGAUAGGGUACUCGUGGCGAACGCUGAGAAUAAAGUUAGGAAUGGUAAGGUUCAAGAGAAGUUCCUGUGCAUAGUGCGGGAAGCUGGUCAGGGGUUUGGACGGUUAGCCCGAUGGGAGGUGGUGUAA